UGUGGAGGUCAAUGGGUUUUUAUAAAUAAAGAGUAAUUGAUGAUUGAUCAGUCCUGGAAAUAAACGAAUUGGAAAGUAGAGCACAGGAUUUUUGCAGAAUAUGAAGAAGUUUAAAAUAAAAAUGCAUGAGCAUAAUGACACUCAAUUCAGAGUAAUGGAGUAAAUGACUGGAAAACACCUUCUGCUUUGAGGUGCAUCCCACAGUGAUGCUGCAGCUCAUCCCAGAGACAUGACAUCAUCGUGUGUGUGUCUGUGUGUGCUCGACUGUUGUUGCUAAGGGCGUGGGCAUUGUGUCUGUCUGAGUGUGUCUGAGUGUGUGUGUGCUGUUAUCUUCCUCCAUGGAUCCUCCUGCUUCAGCACCGGAUCCGCUCAUCACCACCUCCCGCAUGGAGACGACAAAUCACGGAUGAGGAACCAUCACCUCCCUUUUGCAGCCCGACACUUGAACGCGCCACACGGACAAAGACAGAUCCGAUCAGAUGCAUCUCGAUGAAUAAGUCAGACUUUUUUUUAACUUAGCCUCCACCACGGGCGUUCACCCUGCGCUCCCCGGGCUUCAUAUGGCUUUUUCCCCGCGGAUCAGCUUCAGGUGAAGAGCUGUGAUCCUCAUCUGCUCCAGUCAGACAUGGCAGCGCGCACAUCGGAGCCGCUGUGUCAGCCCUGUGUUUACCACGAAGCUUUCAAAGUGGAGCUACAGGUGAGGAGACCCCUGAUGCCCGUGCAGCUGGGUCCGGAGCAGGUGGGCCUGGAGAUGCUGUGUCUCUGUGGGCAGCUGGACCUCCUCAUCAGGGCACAGAUGCAGCAGUUCCAGGAGCAGUUGGGACAAGGCUGCAGUCCAGAGGAAUCAGACACUUUCCAGGCUCAAGGAUCUGAGAUUCUUGACCAGAUGCUGCAGUGCCUUGAACAUCUACCAAAGCCUAUGCCACAGCUGGAGGACUACCUGGACAUGGUGGGUCUGUCAGCCAUGUUUCCUCGUGUAGAGGUGUUCCUCAUUCAAGGCAGCCCCGUGGAAAUGUUGGAGAGGCCGCCGAUGGACGAUUACUUCUACCACAUCGCCAAACUGAACCAGCUCUUGGUGCUGAGUCAGCAGCUGGAAGAAGAUAUCCGACACCUCGGAAGUCAUAAAUACAUCGCCCACCAGCUCUCGGUCAUAUAUCAAGUCAUCAGCUCUUUCAGGGGAAUUCAGGUCUUCUCUGAAAUAAAGAAAGAUAUUGAGGCUAACUUCAAACAGAUGAAACAGUCUCUGGUGAAUGACGAAGGCUCCAGGCACGAGCCUCAGCUGGCUGCUCACUACAUCAACUGGAUAUUAGAAAUAACUCAGAGCUUAACGUCUGUGGUGCUGUCGCUCCCGGAGGAGUUGACGGACGACCUCCACCAGGCCGUGAGCUUCGUGUCCCAGCUCCUGUCCUGACUCACCGCGGGCCCCUGAAUCUACGAGCCCUGACGUUCUGAUGCAGCGUCUCUCCAGGAAUACCCUGGCUCUGAAUGAACUGAUGAUGUUUCGACUGUGAAGAGGUGCUACAUGAGUGUGUUCAGCUAAAUGAUGGCAGGAUUGGAAAGCCGACUUCAUUUAUAAAUCGUCUAGGUUUUUAUAUUUCCUGCCUGAAUGUGACUCGUGUAUUAACAUGUGGAGAGUCAGCUGUUUGGAAAUGAAUGUAAGCUUGAGGAAUCCCUCCUUGCACUACUGUUAAUAAAAACUACUGUUGUCAUUUUUUAACAUAAAGUGAAAUAAAACGUAUUAAAUGCAA
This is a messenger RNA of Paralichthys olivaceus (Japanese flounder), 1748 nucleotides long. RefSeq lists its product as uncharacterized. The record is from RefSeq and is a predicted model, not a curated record. Lineage: Eukaryota; Metazoa; Chordata; Actinopteri; Pleuronectiformes; Paralichthyidae.